AUGAAUAACGAAGAGAGCAAGUUUCAGCCGGAUGAGGACGAGGAGCAGGUCGACAAGAUGGAGGAUGACGUGUUUCUGCGGUGCAUUGAGGCCAACAUGUUGUCUGACAUGACUCUGCAGGGCAUUGAAGCGAUUGCCAAGGUCUACAUGCACUUGCCCAACACCGACUCCAAGAAACGAAUCGUUAUCGAAGAAAACGGGGAGUUUUCGAAAACCGCCGAAUGGCUCCUGGAAACUGACGGCACGAGUUUGAUGAAGGUGCUGUCUGAGCGAGACGUGGACCCCGUGAGAACGUACUCGAAUGACAUUUGCGAGAUCUUCUCGGUCUUGGGGAUCGAAGCCGUGCGGAAGUGCGUGGAGAAGGAGAUGAACACGGUGCUUCAGUUUUACGGGCUGUACGUGAAUUAUAGACACUUGGCCCUGUUGUGUGACGUGAUGACGGCCAAGGGACACUUGAUGGCCAUUACGCGACACGGGAUCAAUCGUCAGGACACUGGUGCUCUCAUGAGGUGCUCUUUCGAAGAGACGGUGGACGUGCUGUUGGAUGCGGCGAGUUGCGCCGAGUUGGAUCCGUUGCGCGGCGUGUCAGAGAACAUCAUGAUGGGCCAGCUGGCCCAUAUCGGGACCGGUGCGUUUGAUUUACUGCUGGACGCGGACCGUUGCAAGUUUGGGAUGGACGUGGCCCCCGCCGUCGGAGGAAUGGGACUCUUGGGGCCCGGCAUGUUUUUUGGGGGCGGGGAAUCCCCGACUGCCAAUGGCGGGAUGACCCCCGCCAUGACCCCCUAUGCGAAUUCGGCGCAAACACCAAUGUAUGGCAGUGUUUGGUCACCAGCUCGUAGCAGUGCCAUGACUCCAGGAGGACCAUCAUUCUCACCAACUGGCUCAGAUGCUUCAGGGUUAUCACCAGGCUACUCACCAGCAUGGUCACCACAGCCAGGCAGUCCUGGCAGCCCUGGUGGUCCCAUGAUGUCACCAUACAUCCCUUCACCAGCUGGUGCUCUGUCUCCAAGUUACAGUCCAAGUUCACCAGCAUUUGCACCAGGAAGCCCAAUGGGAUCCCCAGCAAGUCCUGGCUACAGUCCAACCAGCCCUGGGUAUUCUUUGUCCAACUCUAGCCCAAGUUACAGUCCUGCAAGUCCGAGUUAUGCACCAACCAGUCCCAGCUACAGUCCAACAAGUCCAAGUUACAGUCCAGCUAGCCCAAGCUACAGUCCAACCAGUCCAAGUUACAGUCCCGCGAGUCCGAGUUACAGUCCGACGAGUCCAGCGUACAGUCCUGCGAGUCCGAGUUACUCACCUGGUGCUCAGAAGUACUCUCCCACGAGUCCCUUGUAUGCACCUACCAGUCCUGCGUAUAGUCCUACGAGCCCGAGUUUCUCGGGUUUCUCUAAGGACGGAGAGAAGAAGAAAAAGAAGAAGCACUGA
Notodromas monacha is the source of this 1425-nucleotide messenger RNA. The record is from the annotation of a GenBank genome assembly. Lineage: Eukaryota; Metazoa; Arthropoda; Ostracoda; Podocopida; Cyprididae.